Messenger RNA from Mya arenaria, 1312 nucleotides. RefSeq names its product receptor-type tyrosine-protein phosphatase kappa-like. Gene Ontology annotation, molecular function: protein tyrosine phosphatase activity. Gene Ontology annotation, biological process: protein dephosphorylation. The transcript has 9 exons. Bases 1 to 1182 code for a protein of 393 amino acids. Lineage: Eukaryota; Metazoa; Mollusca; Bivalvia; Myida; Myidae. The record is from RefSeq and is a predicted model, not a curated record.
AUGAGGCCAAUACUGGCUGUUGAGAGUGGACCAAAUUGCAAAAACCAAAUUGCAGAAUACUUCAGCAUUCAGCAGAAUGCUCUUUCAACUUAUAUUAAAAACAAAGACCAAAUUAAAGCCAGAUUCCUCGCCGGCAUCAUAGAGCCGGAACGUCCAAUUGCUAAGCAACUUGGUGAUUUUGGCCAGUUCUGGCGAAUGGUCUGGCAACAGGAAGUGGAGAAGAUUGUCAUGUUGACCAAUUUGGUAGAGGGUGCGGAAGUCAAAUGCGAGCAAUACUGGCCGCAACAUUAUCAACGUAAAAUAUACGGCGAUAUAGAAGUAGUGUGCACCGUUGACAAACUGUACGCAGAUUUCAUUUGGAGAAAAUUUACGCUUUCUAAGAAUUCCGAAGAAAGAAGUCUCCAUCAUCUUCAGUUCACUAGCUGGCCAGACAAAGACGUCCCUGAUAACGUUACAUCAUUGAUAGAGUUAAGGCAGAGAGUGAACGCCUUGCCGAGUACCUUUAACGGACCAGUGAUUGUGCAUUGCAGUGCUGGUGUAGGAAGAACGGGAACCUACAUUGCUCUGGACAUUCUGACUAAUGAGGGUGAGGCAGAAGGAGCAAUAGACAUCCCGGGAUGUGUUCUCAACAUGCGACAGAACAGACCCAACAUGAUUCAGACAUUGGGGAUUGGCAUGUACUUUCCUUGUGACAAUCAGACAAUAAAGAAGAAUAUGGUUUCCGUACGAUCCUCCACAGGUCAAAGUGAAAUACCCUUUGUAAAAAGAAUGCUUCAUUUUGAACACGAAAUAAAGACCAAAACAGGAGUGAUAAUUCCACACUAUGAAUACUUGGACUGGGAUACAAAACUCAAUCUUCCGAAGUCGGCAGAACACUUUGUUGCCUUUAUCAAGGAAGUGGAAGACGCUUCCAAGUCAUCUCGCCUCAAGGGACCGAUCCUGUUGCAUUGUCUGAACGGUGCUGGAAAGAGCGGCCUUUUAUGUGUUGUCUCGAUAUUACUCGAAAAACUGAUUGAAGACAAUGAAGUCAGUGUGGUCAAUGCGGUGAAGUAUGUCAAAGCUAGAAGACCGCUCGCUGUUCCAAAUAAGGAGCAGUUUUACUUUUGUCACGAGUGUGUUAUCCAUUCCUUGAACGCAACUGAAAACGCUGCGAUAUACAACAUAAGAGGGAAUGCUGCGUAAUACAACAUAAGAGGGAAUGCUGCGUGAUACAAUAUAAGAGGGAAUGCUGCGUGAUACAAUAUAAGAGGAAAUGAAGCCGUUGUCCUAUUUAGAACAAUGACCUCCAUUGACAUUAACACAUAAAUAAACA